This is a messenger RNA of Symbiodinium necroappetens, 1086 nucleotides long. The record is from the annotation of a GenBank genome assembly. Lineage: Eukaryota; Dinophyceae; Suessiales; Symbiodiniaceae.
AUGAAACUUCAAGUUGGUACAGGUGAACCUGUCAAGGCUCUGAAGCAGCAGCUGCAACAGGUCUGUGGAGAACCCAGAUUUAAGCAGCGAUUGCUGUUGGAGGAUGGCCGACCUUUGGAUGACGCCGCAUCUCUCCAAGAGCCCAUGGAGCUGCAGUUGGUAGUCUUGUGCGGCUUCUCUGGCACGUCCCAGGCUCAGGUAAAUGAGCUCGUCGAGGAGGCUCAUCAAAAUCGUAUUCUUGAAGUAGAGCAGCUUCUACAUAGGCCGCAAGAUCCUGACCUUGCUACAGUUACUGGCUGGACUCCUCUCCUCACUUCUUCGGUUCAAGGGCAUUUGGAAGUCGCGCGACUUCUGCUGGAGGCCCGGGCAGCUGUGGACAAGAGCCUGCCAAACGGUGCAAGCCCGCUGCUGGCUGCAUCUGAGAAUGGUCAUGUGGCAAUGGCGCAACUUCUUUUAACAUCUUGUUCGAAGAUCGACGGAGCAAUGCGCAACGGUGAGACUCCACUGUACAUGGCAUCCCAGAACGGACACCUGGAAGUUGCACGCCUGCUGUUGUGUUCCAGGGCAGACAUAUCCAGGACUCGCAUGGAUGGGUCGACGCCUCUGCAAGCGGCAACCGAAUCGGCCCGUAUUGGUAUUGCGCGCUUAUUGCUGGAUUCCCGGGCCGACAUCGACUUGGCAGAUGUGAUUGGGUGCACUCCUCUGAUCAAGGCAGUGAUUGAAGGUCAUGCCGACGUUGCAGAGUUCUUGCUCGCGGCCCGGGCGGCCGUGGACAAGAGCCUUCCAAACGGCGCCAGCCCUCUGCUCGCGGCAUCUGAGAGCGGCCAUGUGGCAAUUGCUCGGGAGCUGCUGCAGCUUUGUGCUGACGUUGACAAGGCUCUUCUGACUGGUGAGACCCCCUUGUUUAUGGCAUCGCAGAAUGGACAUGUGGAAGUUGCGCACCUGCUGCUGGAGGUGAAGGCAGACUUUAGCAUAUCUCGCACAGAUGGUAUCACACCUCUGCGGGUCGCGAGGCAACGUGGUCACUUGGACAUAGUGGCGCUGUUGGAGUCCUCUUCCAAAAAUGCGUUGCUGUCACCAAGGUGA